Molecule: messenger RNA, 2169 nt
Organism: Belonocnema kinseyi
Lineage: Eukaryota; Metazoa; Arthropoda; Insecta; Hymenoptera; Cynipidae
Gene: Kap3
Product: kinesin-associated protein 3-like
Exons: 11
Coding region: 202-2169 (655 amino acids)
Biological process (GO): cilium organization; microtubule-based movement
Cellular component (GO): ciliary transition zone; kinesin II complex; axoneme
Molecular function (GO): kinesin binding
Source: RefSeq, a predicted model, not a curated record
CAAUUGUUCAAUACUCCGUGUCGGUGUCUACAUCAACGGAUGUCACCUAAAUUCCUAAAAUACAUGUAAAAUACAGUGAAAAAAAGUGUCAGAAAAGAUUGUGCAAUAUUAUGCGGUUAAAAAAAUAUCCCAACUAAAACCCCCAAAAGUUUUUCCAACUCACAAAGUGAUUCUCUCCAAUUUAAAACGUCGCUGAGUAAAAUGGACGAAGCGAGGUAUCUAAAAAGAAAAAUAAGAUCUGGAACUUUAGAUGUUCAUCCGACAGAAAAAGCUUUGGUUGUCAAUUAUGAUGUCGAAGCUCUGAUUUUGGGAGAAUUAGGAGAUCCUAUGCUUGGAGAUCGAAAGGAAUGUCAAAAAAUAAUUAGACUGAAAAGUUUAAAUGCCGACACAAAUGUAGCCUUAUUGGCUAAAGAAGUCAUUGAAAAAUGUUCCUUAAUUCACGAAUCGAAAUUGCACGAAGUGGAGCAGCUUAUUUAUUAUCUACAAAAUCGGCGAUCAAACAAUGACGGGUACGAAAGCAAUUCACAGCCACCAAGACCAACUUCGACAAAUUCCAUAAAUAAUGAAAAUAGCAGCUCAGAAAGAGCUGUUAUCAGUAAUAUUGAUAGCUAUAUUGAAUUUCUCUACGAAGAAAUUCCAGAGAAAGUGAAAGGUUCUUCGCUAAUUUUACAAUUAGCGAGAGUGCCCGAUAAUUUGUUAGAACUCGCGAAAAAUGAAUCGUUAUUAAGCGCUUUAGCGAGAGUUUUGAGGGAAGAUUGGCGACGAAGUAUUGAGCUUUCUACGAAUAUUAUUUAUAUAUUUUUUUGCUUUUCAACUUAUACUCGGUUUCACAAUAUCGUUCUGGAAUACAGGAUUGGUUCUCUCUGUAUGGACAUUAUCGAUUUCGAACUGCAUCGAUACGACCAGUGGAAAGAAGACAUGGAAAAACACCGUCGGCAUUUCGAAAGCAAUACAGGCCUCUUACUUUUUCCCGCCGGAAAUGGUGACAUUUGUGAUAAAAAAAUAAAAAUCCUCGACGAUAUUUGGAAUUCGGAUGGUCCCCUCGAGUUUGAGACGAGAAUAUUUAAGGACGAUGUUUCGCUCAAAGUUUCCGAAAGCGAAGUGAAGCGUCUAAAAGACGACUUGGAGAAAAAUCGAAAAAAAUUUAAGAGCCUCACGAAAAAACAAGAACAAUUACUGAGAGUUGCGUUCUAUCUUCUGCUAAAUAUUGCCGAGAACACAGAAGUUGAAAGGAAAAUGCGAAAGAAAAACGUUAUUGGAAUGCUCGUGAAAACCCUCGACAGGUUUAACAGCGAUUUAUUAAUCUUGGUUGUCACUUUUCUCAAAAAAUUAUCCAUAUUCCGUGAAAACAAGGAACUGAUGGGAGAGGAAAAUGUAGUGGAAAAAUUACCAAAGUUGCUUCAAAAUAACAAUCCGGAUCUGCUUUUGUGCACAAUGAAACUUUUGUAUAAUCUCUCAUUUGAUACAAAAAUGAGGAGCAAAAUGAUAAGAGCCGGUUUAUUGCCGAAAUUGGUGAAAUUUCUUGCACAGGGCGAAAUAAAAAGCAAGUCGACAAUUCUUGGAUUAUUGUAUCACGCAAGCAUGGAUGACAAAGUGAAGGCAAUGCUCACAAAUACUGAUUGCGUACCUUUGGUGACGGAUAUGUUAUUGGAUUCGGGUGACGAGCGACAUAAACCAGAAUUAAUUGCCCUGUGCAUUAAUUUGGCAGCGAACAACAAAAACGCACAAAACAUGGUUGAAAAUAGUCGUUUACAAAGAUUAAUAAGCAAGGCUUUUAGAAAUCAGGACGCAUUAAUUAUGAAAAUGAUUCGGAAUAUAUCCCAGCAUGAUUCUACAAAAGAGAGUUUUGUGGAAUUCGUGGGCGAUUUUGCAAUGGCAUUAAACCAAUCUGAUUCUCAAGACUUUGUCCUAGAAAUUGUCGGUAUAAUGGGAAAUUUGGCGUUGCCAGAUUUGGACUACACACAAAUUCUUCAGAGGUGUAAUCUCAUUCCUUGGAUUCGCAGCAAUCUUGUUCCCGGUAAAGCACAAGACGAUUUAGUUUUGGAAAUUGUGAUAUUUUUGGGCACGGCAGCUGCCGACGAAGAUUGUGCUCAAUUAAUGUGCAAGGCUGAUAUACUUUUGUCGCUCAUUGAAUUAUUAAAAGGUAAGCGACUAAAAAAAAAUAUCUAG